AUGAUUUAAAUAAAAAUUUUCAAGAUGAAAUUUCUCAAAAUAUAAAUUUCCAAAGUGAAAAUUCUCAAAGUAAAAAUUCUCUAGAACCUAUUUUAAAAAAAUUAGCUGGCUGGCCAACUACAGGAGUUUGGACUUUUUUUAAUAAAGGUGUUUCUGUAAAAGGGUAUUGUUCGGGACAGUGCAAA
Molecule: messenger RNA, 185 nt
Organism: Scutellospora calospora
Lineage: Eukaryota; Fungi; Glomeromycota; Glomeromycetes; Diversisporales; Gigasporaceae
Source: the annotation of a GenBank genome assembly